This is a messenger RNA of Elaeis guineensis (African oil palm), 1401 nucleotides long. Its product is annotated as NDR1/HIN1-like protein 10. Gene Ontology annotation, biological process: defense response to other organism. The record is from RefSeq and is a predicted model, not a curated record. Lineage: Eukaryota; Viridiplantae; Streptophyta; Magnoliopsida; Arecales; Arecaceae. Gene Ontology annotation, cellular component: plasma membrane.
UACACCGGUGGUCCCCGCCAUUAAUUAUAGUCAAUUAUCCAAAUCAGAAAAAUUAUCAAUUCAGAAUUGGGAAUCCUGUUGGAACUUUCCUUCCCAAAUUCCCCGAGUCGAAUCCGAUUCGGACAACUAAAACACCCACCCCGAUUCCUUAAUCCCCUCCGUUAAAUCUGCAUCAAAGGGACAAAGGUCAGCAUCACAACUGUAGGAUCCCAAUCAAACGAAUAAAUCUCGGAUUCUAUAAUAAAUUUCAGACCACUCCUCCGCCAAGGCGGUGACCACCGGUAAUUGUAAACCCUGAUCACAGGUCGCAACUUCUCAUCUUCCACUCGUUAUAAAUGGGAGUCAGAGCAGUCUCCUUACUGCUCACCGCCUUUCUUCGCAGCUUUCCACCGCACACAAGGCAUGGGCGACGGGCCCAACCUCUCGUCCAUCGCGAACGGUAACGGUGCUCGGACCCUCAACGGCGGCCACGCCACCGCCAACGGUGGCGCAGGUGGCUCCCAGCCGUUACCGGACAACAAGGCCCGGCGGGAUGGCGCCAGGCACCCCGCCUACCGCCCCUCCCCCCCUCUGGGUCCCCACCGCGGCCGCGGCCGCCGCCGCCGCCGUGGGUGCUGCUGCGCCUGCUUCCUCUGGUUGACCCUCCUCCUAAUCGCCCUCGUCUUCCUCGCCGCCAUCGCCGCCGGCUUCUUCUACGUCCUCUACCACCCCGAGCGCCUCAGCUUCUCCGUCGACUCCGUCCGCCUCUCCGCCCUCAAUAUCACGUCCUCCAACGUCCUCACCUCGCAACUCGACGUCGCCGUAUCCGCCCGGAACCCCAACGAGAAGCUCGUCUUCAUCUACGACGACAUCUCCAUCUACGCCUACUCCGAUGGUGUCGAGAUCGGGGAAGGCUCGUUCCCCGCGUUCGUCCACGGCACCGAGAACACCACCGUGCUCAACGCCACGGUCUCGAGCUCGGGGCGGACCCUGAAUCCGGGAGAGGCAGCGGAUCUGAGGAAGAAGAAGGAACUCCCGCUGGAGAUCGACUUGGCGACGAAGGUCGGGAUCAAGAUCGGGGGGUUCAAGUCGAAGCGGAUCGGGAUUAUGGUGUCGUGUGACGGUAUCGAAGUCGGCGUCACCGAGGGGAACGCGGCAGCCAACGCCACCUCGCAGGCGAACGCCCGGUGCCAUGCGAAGCUUCGGAUCAAGAUCUGGAAGUGGACUUUGUAGGUCUAAUAAUUGUAUCAUCAAUUAAAAAAAGGUAAAAAGGCAAAAAAGGUAGAGCGUGUGGUUGUAUUUUAUUGGACGGAAAAAGACAAGAACGGCCGGUUGGAUCGUAGCUUUUGAUCGCUUUUCUUUUUGUUUUCUUCUCUCUUUAUUUUAGUUUGUGGAAUAUAUUAAUUUCCUUUGAUCUUCUCA